Molecule: messenger RNA, 9114 nt
Organism: Talpa occidentalis (Iberian mole)
Lineage: Eukaryota; Metazoa; Chordata; Mammalia; Eulipotyphla; Talpidae
Gene: NDST1
Product: N-deacetylase and N-sulfotransferase 1
Exons: 16
Coding region: 2243-4891 (882 amino acids)
Cellular component (GO): Golgi apparatus
Molecular function (GO): heparan sulfate N-sulfotransferase activity; deacetylase activity
Source: RefSeq, a predicted model, not a curated record
GUUUUAUGAAGCCCCCCCAGGUAAUACUGAUGCAUGCUAAAGAUUGAGAAAUACUUGCUUAAGUAAUUUAAAAAAAAUAGAUGCUUCUCUCCUUGGGCUGUCCAAGGAGAAUAUGUUUUCAGCAUCUUCAGACACCCGCAAAUGUGAGGGGCCCAGAGGAAAUCCCUGCUUCUCUGUACCCUGACUUCAAGGAGCCACCAUCUGUAACAUGUAACAGCUUUUUACUCCCAGGGAACAACCUGGGACAUAGUGAUAGGGUUCACUAGAACCCCAACAUGAUUGCAGGGGACUAUGCUGGGGAGCUUGAAGACUGGGGAGUCUCUAUAGGUGGCAAGGGUGGGUGCCAGGAAUGUAGCCCUCUGUUCUGGGACUGAGGUGGGGCAGAAGAGUGUGCUGGGGAUGGGGCACAUAUGGUUCCAUUAUGGUGCCGACUGGGAUCCCAGCACCGUAGUGGUUUUCAGCAUCUUGGUAUUUUAAUGAUGCCGAUCAUGUACCUGCUCCCUGCUCAUGUUUAUUAGUGUGCUUAUCAGUGUGCUUACUGGACGCUUCUUAUGCAGCCACAUCUGGAGUAAUGUUCAGGAUAAUCCUAUAAGGUAGGCAUCAUCAUUGCCCCAUUUUAUAGAGACCACAUUAGCUAUAAGGUGGUAGAUCUGGAAUUUUAUAGAAUUAGAUAGGGGUGCUUAGAAGCGUGAACUCACUGGAAGAAGGGCAGUGGGGAUUAUCUAGAAGUAUUUGUAUAGGAGGCACAAUUUAGCUUGUUUUCUAGAGAGCAAAUACAGUCUCCAAAUGAGUGAAUCAGGCCUUUCUAGGGGUAGGAUUGUGUUGGGGUGGUUAGACCUCAAGCCCCCAAGUUGGGGCCUCUCCUGCAGACACAUGGUCCUUCUCCCUGCUCUGUGCGCAGGCUGUUUCAGACUGGGAGGCUCAGGGCUGAAUUCAAGGUCCCACAGCUAAGGCAGGAGAGACAGUGAGAGCAAAAAGUGGGUCUCCUCUGAAGUUUGGAGGGAGUGAGGGAGCAAGAACAGAGUCCACAGUCUAUCCUGCUGUUCUUUCUGCCUCAGAGUCCCCAGGGCUUUCCAGACUCUUCCACUCUUCAGUGGGAAACUGAGGCCCAGAGAGGAACAGCUGCUUACCCACACCAGGCCACGUUUUAGAGCAGAAUGGGACAGAGCUCUCUCUGUCCUGACCAGGGAAGGGUUCAUUUCUGAAAUCUGUUCCUGCUCCAUCUCCCAUCUUGGGCAGGCCGGGUAGCCCUCAGGGUGGCCCGGAGCAAUGCUGGGGGCAGAUAUGGGUGUGACCUGGGGAGAAAGCUGCCAAGGAGGGGUGGGGUGGCUUCCAAGAGGAAGAACACCAAGAAGCCCAAGCUCCAGACGGAAACCAAAUGUAUUUUCUAGGUCCUGAGAGGAUAUUUGGAACAAUGGAAGUGGGAUGGGGGAAGUUGGACUAUAAAAAAGGCUUCUUGAUAUCCUUAAACAAAAAAAGUAGAGCCUGUAGGUUUGACUUUUGUUUCUCUGAGGAUGUUUAUGUAACUUCCUGAAAGCAGGACCCCACAGCUCCAUGAAGUUUGGCAGAUGCUGUUGUUUAUAGACUCAGGGCUUUGGAGCUGGGAAGGACUCUAUUGGGAGUCUCUCCAUUUGACAGGUGGUGAAAUCGAGGCUCUGGGGAGCCUGGGAGGGGCAGCAUGAGGCGGCACCAUGAAGCAGCAGAGGACGAGGACAUAGGACUAGGCUCUGGUGCUCAGAGAGAAUCCGUGAGUUCCACCAGGUUGUCAGAGGACUGGGCGACCAUGGAAGUGCCGACUGGGGCCGAGGGGGCUGUAUGUGCGCAGUGAGACUGAAGAGAGGGCUGCUGAGGGGCAGCUUGGCCCCAGAGGCCCCACAGAGUGAGCAGCAUGCUGCACCCCGAAGCCUGCCCAGUCUUCUUCUGUCUGCUGCUCAGACCCCCCAGGAGGCGCUGACGCCCUGGGGCACUUCUGCUGUGCACAGGACCACGUGGGGGUUUGCCAUGGUGACAUAAAGGGGCGCAGGGGAAGGAAGGAGCGCAACCAGCCUGUGGACUGUGCCCCUGGCUGGGAGGAAGGGCCAGGGGCCCAGAUCCUCCACUCCCACUGCCCACUGAGGACCUUGCUUGCUAAGUCUCUGUGAAUUUGUUAGUCAGUGGACAACUCUGGUGUUUCCCCUUUCGUGGGGCCUUGGGGUAGCCAGGGCAGGCCAAGCCUCCAGUGGCCCAGGUCUUGGGGGCCAGGAUGCCCUCCCUGGCGCGUCUCCGCAGGCUGUGUCGGCACGUGUCCCCGCAGGCUGUCCUGUUCCUGCUGUUUAUCUUCUGCCUGUUCAGUGUCUUUGUCUCGGCCUACUACCUGUACGGCUGGAAGCGGGGCCUGGAGCCCUCAGCGGAAGCUGCUGAGCCUGACUUUGGGGACCCACCACCCGUGGCCCCCAGCCGCCUGCUGCCACUCAAGCCCAUGCAGGCAGCUGCCCCUUCCCGCACGGACCCACUGGUGCUGGUGUUUGUGGAGAGCCUGUACUCGCAGCUGGGCCAGGAGGUGGUGGCCAUCCUGGAGUCCAGUCGCUUCAAGUACCGCACUGAGAUCGCCCCAGGCAAGGGUGACAUGCCCACGCUCACCGACAAGGGCCGUGGCCGCUUCGCCCUCAUCAUCUAUGAGAACAUCCUCAAGUAUGUCAACCUGGACUCCUGGAACCGGGAGCUGCUGGACAAAUACUGUGUGGCCUACGGCGUGGGCAUCAUUGGCUUCUUCAAGGCCAACGAGAACAGCCUGCUGAGCGCGCAGCUCAAGGGCUUCCCCCUGUUCCUGCACUCGAACCUGGGCCUGAAGGACUGCAGCAUCAACCCCAAGUCCCCUCUGCUCUACGUGAUGAGGCCCAGUGAGGUGGAGAAGGGCGUGUUGCCAGGUGAGGACUGGACGGUAUUCCAGUCAAACCACUCCACCUAUGAGCCGGUGCUGUUGGCUAAGACACGCUCGUCCGAGUCCAUCCCGCACCUGGGCGCGGACGCCGGCCUGCAUGCCGCACUGCAUGCCACGGUGGUCCAGGACCUGGGCCUCCACGAUGGGAUCCAGCGCGUGCUGUUCGGCAACAACCUCAACUUCUGGCUGCACAAGCUUGUCUUUGUUGACGCCGUGGCCUUCCUCACUGGCAAGCGCCUGUCGCUGCCUUUGGAUCGCUAUAUCCUGGUGGACAUCGAUGACAUCUUUGUGGGCAAGGAGGGCACGCGCAUGAAGGUGGAGGACGUGAAGGCCCUGUUUGACACCCAGAACGAACUCCGCACACACAUCCCCAACUUCACUUUCAACAUGGGCUACUCAGGGAAAUUCUUCCACACAGGUACCGAUGCCGAGGACGCUGGGGACGACCUGCUGCUGUCCUAUGUGAAGGAGUUCUGGUGGUUCCCCCACAUGUGGAGCCACAUGCAGCCCCACCUUUUCCACAACCAGUCAGUGCUGGCUGAGCAGAUGGCCCUGAACAAGAAGUUCGCUGUCGAGCAUGGCAUUCCCACCGACAUGGGGUACGCAGUGGCGCCCCACCACUCGGGUGUGUACCCUGUGCAUGUGCAGCUGUAUGAGGCCUGGAAGCAGGUGUGGGGCAUCCGUGUGACCAGCACAGAGGAGUACCCUCACCUGAAGCCGGCCCGCUACCGCCGUGGCUUCAUUCACAAUGGCAUCAUGGUCCUCCCACGGCAGACUUGUGGCCUCUUCACACACACCAUCUUCUACAACGAGUACCCAGGGGGCUCUGGUGAGCUGGACAAGAUCAUCAAUGGGGGCGAGCUCUUCCUCACUGUGCUUCUCAACCCUAUCAGCAUCUUCAUGACGCACCUGUCCAAUUACGGCAACGACCGCCUGGGCCUGUACACCUUCAAGCACCUGGUGCGCUUCCUGCACUCCUGGACCAACCUCCGGCUGCAGACACUACCCCCUGUGCAGCUGGCUCAGAAGUACUUCCAGAUCUUCUCAGAGGAGAAGGACCCUCUCUGGCAGGACCCAUGUGAGGACAAGCGCCAUAAAGACAUCUGGUCUAAGGAGAAGACAUGUGACCGCUUCCCAAAGCUCCUCAUCAUUGGCCCCCAGAAAACAGGCACCACAGCCCUCUACCUGUUCCUGGGCAUGCACCCUGACCUCAGCAGCAACUACCCUAGCACCGAGACAUUUGAGGAAAUCCAGUUUUUUAAUGGCCACAACUAUCACAAAGGCAUCGACUGGUACAUGGAGUUUUUCCCUAUCCCCUCCAACACCACCUCUGAUUUCUACUUUGAGAAAAGCGCCAACUACUUUGAUUCAGAAAUGGCACCCCGGCGGGCAGCUGCACUGCUGCCCAAGGCCAAGGUCCUGACCAUUCUCAUCAACCCCGCCGACCGGGCCUAUUCCUGGUACCAGCAUCAGAGAGCCCACGAUGACCCAGUGGCUCUGAAGUACACGUUCCAUGAGGUGAUCACAGCGGGGCCUGAUGCAUCUCCAAAGCUCCGUGCCCUGCAGAACCGCUGCCUGGUCCCUGGCUGUUACGCCGUCCACAUCGAGCGCUGGCUCAGCGCCUUCCAUGCCAACCAGAUUCUAGUCUUGGAUGGCAAGCUGCUGCGAACAGAACCUGCCAAAGUGAUGGACACAGUGCAAAAGUUCCUUGGGGUGACUAACACCAUUGAUUACCACAAAACCUUGGCGUUCGAUCCAAAGAAAGGAUUUUGGUGCCAACUGCUUGAAGGAGGAAAAACCAAGUGUCUGGGCAAAAGCAAGGGUCGGAAGUACCCUGAGAUGGACUUGGAUUCCCGCACCUUCCUAAAGGACUAUUACCGGGACCACAAUGUUGAGCUUUCAAAGCUGCUGUACAAGAUGGGCCAGACGCUGCCCACCUGGCUGCGGGAGGACCUCCAGAACACCAGGUAGCCAUGGCUACCACAACCAGAGGAAUGCUUGUGAUGGCAGGGAUGUCCCGUCGCACGCUGAGCCAGACUGACCUGCAGAGUGGGGAGCCGGGUCUGGGCUGGCCGAGCGCUUAUGAGCAAUACUCCCUAAGGCCCGGGCAGGGCCGGGAGAGGAGGCCAGGCAGGGCCACGAGCGCUUCCAGUCAUCCAGUGUUGAGCCUGCGGCUAGUGGGACCCCCCAGAGGUCCGUUCCGUUCACAGCCUUUCAUGGGCGGCCACUUCCUGUUGGUGGAAGGUCACUUCCUGGUAGGAGGACAUCCGUGAGACUCUUCUGUCCCUCACUGUGCUCUGCCAACCUCACGCUCCCCUUCAUCCCAUUGUCCCCUGCCCUGGCAGGGUUUCCCUCAGUAUUAGCUGCCAUAUUUUCCCUGUCCUCCAGACAACAAGGGAGUGAAGCCCGGCUGGGUCUUUUGCCAAACCAGGGAGUGAGACUGGACAUUUCCCUGACUAUUUCGAGUCGGACCCUUUGGAGGGGUCAGCUGGAUGCCCAGGGACAGUCACCAGAUUGGCCGAGAGGGUGGCCACCUCCCAAAAAGGUCAAACCUGAACACACACUCUGGCUCACACCUGCACACCUCACCUUCCUUUCUGGGGAAAGUGUCAUUGGUUCCUACAGUAUCCACCCCGUCCUGGGGUACUGCCAUGUCAUUUGGACCUAGAGACCCAGGCCUCCACCCUGCCCCCUUCUUCACCUUGGAAUACGACGUGAGUGGUGUUUCCUGUGGUAAAAGACUUAGGCGGUUCAGGAGUCUGCCGGUAUACACGUUCCAAUGUACAUACGUGUCCCCAGGACCCCGGCCGUGGCCCCCACGGCGCUGGGCAGAGCGGAUGAGACUCCUUCCACUGCUGUGCCCCAGCUACCUGUGGCCAAGGGCUCCUGGAGACCCCCCUAACCUCCCCAAUACUAAGAAGCUAAAGUAUUUUAAUAUUUUUUUUUCUGGUGCCAGAGUUUAUACCCUGGGUGCUGGGGUCGCACUGUGUUUUAUAUAUAUAUAUAUGUGUGAGUGUGUAUAUCUGCAUAUAUACACUUACAUAUAUAACGUGUAUAUAUAUAUAUUAUAUUUUUUUGGUUGGGUUUGUUUUUAAUUCAGUUGUACAAAUGGUGGCAGCGCUGGAGCGGGAGGUGGAAAGGUGGGGAGGUGUCUCUCUGUGUGUCUCUGGAGGCCGUGUGGAGCGGCCCUCUGGAGACCUCCGUCCCUCUCCCAAGUGCCGUGGCUGUCCUGGGGCUGCCCCAGGUGAACAGAGGCGAUGAGGCGCACAGGGCAGACUACUUUCUCCAGGAAAUGAGGCUUCAUGAAGCCCAGGGACCCUGGGGCAAUUUUGGCCAAAGGAAACAGCCAGGCUGGGGUAGGACCGCGGGCCCACAGCUGGCCUGUCCCCCUCCCCUCACAUGGUGCUAGGUUGGGAGCUGCCCGGGCACUGGGAGGCCUACCGAGACCCAUACGGCUGCUCCAGGCUGCCCUGUAGACAGCAGGGUCUCGGGGCUAUUUUCUGGUUGGGGUGUGCUCCUUCCCUCUUUUUAACAAUGUGAAGUAGUAAGGCUGGGGUGCCUCUCCCCAGCCCCCUCCCAUCGCCAGUUCAGGUUCGAACUGACACCCAGGGAAUCCUGUCUGGAGAACCUUGUCUUGUUCAGAAGCUCUAGCAUCUUGGGGCUGGAAGGGUCCUCUGACAGGUUUGGAAACAGGUCCAGAAAGAGGAGGUGGCUGCCUGGGCUGCCAUCAUGGAGCUGGUCGGGAGCAGGCCAAGAAUUGAACCUGAGACUUCCAAGUCUGAGUCCAGUGCUCUUCUUCCAAUGCCACACUGCCUCUGAGCCCGUCUUUGGGACCCCACCUGUGCCAGGUUCCUGCCCCUCCCUCGGUCACACCCUUGGUCAUUCCAGGAUAUGGGGACAAACCACUCCUUGCUAGCCAGGGUGCCUUCGAGCCUUCUCAGCUCCAGAUCUGCAUUUACAUCCCUGUCUUGCUCUUCUGCCUCAAAGGUCCUUUCCAAACUGCAGGGCCUGGAUCUGUCUUAGUUCUGAACCAAUUCCCUUUCCCACAUUCUCCGCUGGGAUGGAGAGGAAAGUUGGAUGCUCAACGGGAUCGGCUUCCUAUGGUCUCACCGUCUGUGGGAGAAGGGGUCUUGUAUGUAGUGCCUCCCAGCAGGGCUGUCAAGCCUAGGAACCCUGGGCGAGGUCAGCCCACAAGGAAUGGGGCUCCCAGUGUCUGGGAGGGGGGUGCAUGCCUCCUUGCACACUCGUGAAGACCUGCCUGCACUAUGGAAACUGACUCCUGAGUGGGCAACCCCUGGUGCAGAUACCAGGCCUCUGCCCACCUGUCAGCGAGGUGCCGGGCUGUGUGACCCAUGAGGGCCCAGCACUCCUUGUUCUGAAUUCUGCACUCUGGGCUGGAUGCCUGGUGCAGGCAGCUCUCUGCCUCUGGCCCAAGGAAGGAGCAGGCAAGUUUUAAACCCUGGGGAAACAGAAGAUACUGGGGACUUUCGUCCAGGCCUAUCUGGGGGGCUGGGACUUCACCUGCCACACAUCCUUAAUGUGUCCUUAACGGCUUCUUCACCCCUUCCCACUACCCAGUCUCUGUUGGUCACCCACUGUUUGGACCUGCAGGUAUUGGGAGGAAGAGAGAGAGAUGCCCCCUUUGGGGCUCUCCGCGGUUGAGCACACAGGUGCCCUUCACAGGAGAAAACCAGGGGUCAGUGGGUGUGGCAGCGUCUUCAGAGGUCACCAAUGCACUAUAAGCGGUUGGCCAAAAACUUUUUAUAUAUAUAUAUAUAUUUAUAUAUAUGUACACAAACACAGGUACAUAUAUCUUAUCAGACUUGAUUCUAAAAUGUGCCAGCCCGUGUCUCCUGAGAGUUAAGGAGUUUUCUCCUACAUAGUGGCCAAAUGUCACACCCAAGUCGUUAAUAUCUACUAUUCCAUCUGUAUUCAGAUUUCGCACCCUCCAAAUAACUCAUAGCCUGGUUUUGGAAUCAGGAUCCAGUCAAGGUGCACAGGCUGCAUUUUGUAACUCUUUUUAAAAAUCUCCUUGGAUGCUGAAGAUUCCUCUUCUGCUCACUUUGAUUUUUAAAAAAUAAAUCAGCAUUACUAUUUAUAUUGAGUAAAAACAAUGUACACCAGAACGCAAGAACUGUUUGCCAGUUGUGCUGAGAUGGAGUCUGCUCAGUUUCCUCGUGGUGUGAGAGGGAGCUAGCGGGCCGCCUGCUGGAGACCUCGCCCUCCGGGUUGUGUCUGUCCUCGCUGUGUCAUAGAACAUGGCCCUUUGUCACGGGGAAUUGAGGCUAUGUGGGUUUUUUACCUUUUGUGCUGACUCGACAACUGCAGUGCAGCCUGAGACUCCUCCACUGUCAUGGAUACCAAGUGCCAAGCCAGGGAGGGGUGGGGCCCGAGCCCAGGAGCUUGGGGAUGGGGGAGGCCAGGAGGCAGCGCAGCUGGGAGGAAGGGGCUCUAGAGGAGGAGGUGGGCCUGAGGCUGCCCCAGCUGUGCGGGGCUGUGGGGUGAGGGGACCGCUUAGAAGACCCUGCUGCCCCUCAUGCCUGGCCGUGGAAUGCAGGCUGCUCUGUGGGCGGUUUCCCUUCCGAAGGCCCAGGGGCUGUGUUUUUGGGAGCAGAGCUAGGCCCCUGGGAUGCCUCCCCAUGGAAGGGCCUCUUUGGGGAGCUGACUCCCCCACUGUGAUGUGAGAAGAGCACUAGGCUGGCGGUCAGAGCCCUGAGGUUUCUUACCAUGGGGUGCAUUUGGAUCUGCGGGACAGGUAUCCCCCUGGGCUCAAUUUCCCGUUUAGGGAAGGAGCAGCUGGGGCCGCAGCAGGGUUUUAAACAAAGUUAGAGAAGGAAGGAAGCUCCUCUGGUGGCAGUGAGACAGAGGGCCAGACAGCCCCUGGCCCUGAGGCGGGCCCAGAUUGCCCUGGGCUUGCCCUCGCCAGCUCGGGUGGCGGGAGACUGCUCAGCUCCCAGCAGGGAGGGCAUGUGCUUUGCAGGACGGUCAGCGUCAAGGGCCUGGGGAGACCCUGGCUGUGUUUUCUCCCAAUACCUUCAUCACACCCUCUCUCCUUUCUUUCUCUGACCUUAAGGACGAGGGGGGAGAGGGCUUUCUAUGAUUGCUAGCUUCUGUUAUCACAAGAGGGCUCCUUUUGUAAUUUGUGCAUGAAAUUCAUGUCAUUUCCUGGGGAGAGGAGAGGGCUGACCGGAGAG